AUGCUGGUAAUUUAUUGGCCUGAAGGCGGCGAUAUAAUCCCUUGUUACUGGGCGUUUGCCCUCGUUGGUCAGAGAGACUUAUUAGGUUUUACUCACCACCAUUCCAAACAAACGAGCUUACAGACGCCAUUUGACGAUCCCACUUGUCUAACCCUUCAGGUACGAGGCGUGCUUUCAAAGAAAAAGUAUUACUUUCACACAUCCGUUGAUGAGGGAUUUGGCUUUGAGCCGUUGCGGCGCCUCAAGCUGAACAAUUCGUAUGUGCAGCCUUAA
Messenger RNA from Plasmopara halstedii, 273 nucleotides. RefSeq lists its product as uncharacterized. Bases 1 to 273 code for a protein of 90 amino acids. Lineage: Eukaryota; Oomycota; Peronosporomycetes; Peronosporales; Peronosporaceae. The transcript is spliced from 2 exons. The record is from RefSeq and is a predicted model, not a curated record.